Molecule: messenger RNA, 612 nt
Organism: Nicotiana attenuata
Lineage: Eukaryota; Viridiplantae; Streptophyta; Magnoliopsida; Solanales; Solanaceae
Exons: 3
Coding region: 1-612 (203 amino acids)
Source: RefSeq, a predicted model, not a curated record
AUGGCAAAAAUACCAAUUACGCUACAAUCGAAUGGGAAUCGGGAUAGCUUUGAUCGAUUUAGAGAAUUCGAGGUCGAUGGCAUUGUAGUCGAUGAAGAUGCGAGUUCGUCUGGAACACUAAAGUUACUUGAUAUGCCAACAUCUCCCGUUAUAGAGGAAUAUGAAAGUAUAAUAAUAACAGAUAGUACACCAAGUUUUAUUGAAAUAGGACAAGUAUACCAAGACAAGCAAACAAUUGCAACUUCAAUGAAGCACUAUUCUGUCAUGCACAAGUUUCAAUUCAGGGUUAAAAGAUCUAGUGCUAGAAGCUACUGGCUGGUAUGUGUUGGUGAAAAUUGUACGUGGCACUUCAAGGCAACUAGCAUAAAUGAUUCUGCAAUGUUCAAGGUUAGAACAUUCAACAGCUUGCACACAUGCUCUUUGAUGGACAGUACAUUCAUACAACGCAAACCUACUGCCAUGGUAGUUGGUAGCAUGGUUAUUCCAAAAUAUGCUGAUCCUAAGACAAUUUACACACCAAAAGACAUACAAACUGAUAUGUUGUCUGAACACGGCGUGAACUUAACAUACAUGCAAGCUUGGAGAGCAAAGGAAAAGGCUAUGGAGUUUUAG